AUGCCGCCGUCGGACUCCUUUGGGUCACCUUUGACCCAACUGUCUCAAAAGUCUUCAGACGCGUCUCCAACGCAGACCCCAAGGCCUCAGCCUUUCGUUUUACUUCCAACUUUAUCGCAAAUAAGUUCACCUAAGUCUGCGACGCCGAAGGCCACAGCACCGAGGCCGUCGGAAUCGAAAAAGAGGCUUCAUGCAUACGUGGAACUUCCCCCCUUGCCGAAGGCUUAUCUGACUCCAUCGUCUAAACGCCAUACGUCCACCCCUGGUUCGAGAAUGGACGUUGAUGACGAGGACGAUUUGGGAGGCUAUGGGCCUGUCGACGAUUCGCCGACGCGUCGCAAAGGCGAGGGUUCCAGGAGCGUCUCCGAUACUGUGAAAUCUUCAGCGAAGAGGACCGGCGAUAGAGACGAUCGAGUGCCAUUAGAGAAACUUAGCUCACUUUUUGAAGAUGUAUUCGAGGCAGAGGAUGCACUCCCGCCGGACGCCAGCGUCCAGGAUUUACCUUCUGAAUUCUUCGUUGCUCUCACAACCGAUGGUUCUCAUCCCUUAUUGCACCCGAACCUUAUCCGCAAGCUCAUCAAGUAUAUCGGCAAAGUGGCUCGUCCUACUAAGCGUCUACGACUUUCUGCCCGCGAAGCAGGUGGGGGGACACCCCGCGCUAAGGGUGGAGUAGCCGAGUUGGACAUGGCAUCUCUAUCACGCAUCCUCAAGAUGCUUGAACGGAAUGUUAAGGCCGGCGAAGACCUUGAACCCUUCGGUAAUUUUGUCUCUAACUCAGAACGAAAGUUAUUGUCACCGAGCAAGGGCAAGGGUGGAAAGAAGGCCUCCAAAGCCUCCCGGAAGGCGCCAGAUUCGCAAACCUCUGCUGGACAAAGUAGUGCAGCUGGUUCCAACGAUGCAUCCGAAGAUAUCAUAGAUGAUGCAAGUCAAGAAGCACAGGAGGUAACUGAGGCUGACUUGAGUCGCUUGACAAGCGUGUUAGAGACUGCCCGUGACAGCAUCCUUGCCGCUGACUGUUGCAUCGCCUUACUUGCCAGCGAUCGGUUGCCGAAGCAGUUGUAUUCCGAGGAGUUAAUCACAGAAUGUUUCAGCACUAUCAAGAACCAGCUUACCAAGAUUCUCUACCCGUUCGUGGAGGCGGCUUCGGAUUUGAAUGGCAAGAUGCAUCCUCUUUUGCGCCACAUGCUCGACACGUCGUCGGCUCUCGCCAGAGAGCAUAGACAAUUACUGAGCGAAACUUUUCAAGCGCUCUCUGCAGUACUACCUCGUGUCAACAACCUUAUCUGUGCCGAUGUUGUUUCUAUGUCGGAGAGCAUAAUUAUCCAGGCUGUCUAUAUUGCUAUCGGACCCUUCUUCGUGGCUGACACCGGAAGCGACGGUGAAAUAAAAGGCAAGGGAAAGAAGGAGAACAUAAUCUUUAGUACGCUCGGGAGUAGUGCCAUGAGGGGUCUUCGUCUGGACGCCCUCUCUCUUAUCCGCAGCAUCUUUGCCAAUCAUGAAGAUCAGCGCUCUUGGAUUGUCGAAGAGAUUCUGUCCUCAUUAAUCAAGCUUUCGGACGUCAAGCAAAAGGCUGGACAGUUCCGAUUGCGCGACGGGCGCUCUAUCCGUACUGUGUCUGCCCUCCUUUUGCAACUUGUACAGACGUCCGCGCAUGAUGUGCGGGUGGAGGCACGGAAGCUCGGCAAAGCCAGACAACAGGCUCUUGCGCUGCGUCGCCAGGAGAGUAUCAACGAGAAGCUGGAGGAGCCAUUACUCAAUGAUACGGACAACGAGGAAAUUCGAGUGUACAUGUCUGGCCUUGAGUCCGCAACUAAGGUGGCCAAGACUAUCGUUCUCUUUCUUACUCAAAGAUCCGGGAAGACUAAAACGACAAAGAAUUCAAAUGAAGCGGAAUACAGGACCAUUUUCGAUAACCUUAUAUCAGACUUACUUGUCGUCUUGUGGUGGCCUGAGUGGCCCGCUGCGGCCCUUCUAUUGAGUGUAAUAUGCAAAUUCAUGGUCUCUUGCUUGGACGACAUCAAGACGAGCCAAAACGAAAACAACGCGGCAAAGACAAUGGCCCUGGAUCAUUUGGGUGUCAUAGCGGCCCGGUUGAGGUCAAGCGCAUUGAAGUACCGUAGGGUCGAAGAUCGCAAAGCCAUGGGGUUGAGACCCCUCGACGAGGUGAUUAUCGGUGUUUCACCUCACAUCCAGCAGUUGAACAGACUUCUCGCUGCCCACCACGACGUUGUAGCUCAUCUGUGCAAGCGGGCUUCCGAAGACCAGGCAUAUGAUAGUGCGCGUGAACUCACAGCCGUCGCCUUUGGCCAAGAAUUAGCCCAUGCGCUAAAGCAGAUAAGCCUGUGGUUGCAGCCAGAUGAUGACGACUUCGAUCCCAAGGUUGAUCGCACGGAGAUAAUGCCAUUUGCUCGCAAGGUCAAGGACUCCCUACGAGACGUCUGGAAAGACCCUGCGACCGAUGUCUUCGAUGUCGCUUCACAGGAUGAGGUGGUUCGUGUCGACCGUUUAGCCGAAGAGAUGGGUACGAUUCAAGGACUCAAGAACUCUUUCCAACCGAUCUUGAACAAAAUCUUGUUAUCACUCGAUGCUCCCCCGGUCUUCAUGCGCUCCAAAGCCCUGCGAGCACUGGGACAAAUAGUCACCAGCGAUCCAACCAUUUUGUCAUCGGAUAAUGUUCGCCGUGCUAUUGAGAGCCACCUACUGGAUAGUUCUCCGGCGGUACGCGAUGCUGCGGUCGAACUGAUCGGCAAGUAUAUGGUCGAUUCACCGGAAGUUGCAGGCAACUAUUACCAGAAGAUAGCCGACCGAAUAGCGGAUACUGGUCUUGGUGUCAGAAAGCGAGUCAUCAAGCUUCUCAAAUCUUUCUACGCCGUUAUCGAAGAUCUUCCUCGGAAAGUUGAUAUAUGCACGAAACUGGUGUUGCGUAUGUUCGACGAGGAUGAUUCCGUAAAGGACCUGGCCGUGAAAACUGUUGAGGAACUUUGGUUCCAGUCUACUGCUUCUUCACUGAAUGCUCGACCUGCAUCCGUCAAUCCUCGUGACAAGACUGCUCUCUUGUCCAAGGUUUCGGUGAUCAUGGGAGUUGCCGCCAACUUUAAGGAUAGACAGUCCCCCUUGGAAGAUAUCUUGCAUAAAAUCAUGGCUGACAAGACUGGCUCUGAGGCCGCAGCACUCCACGAACGGUACACUGAAAUGUGCGAGACGCUGAUCGACGGGCUAGUGGAUGCUUCCGAUCUGCCGGAUUUCUCGGUCGUGAAUUGCGUGCGGACCAUCUAUCUGUUUACGUCGGCUUAUCCCGCCGUGUUGUCGGGCGCCCAUGCGUCAACGCUUUUGCCAUACCUCAAGAACGCCGCAACACCGGAAGAACAAGUAACCUCCGACUACCUGCUGAAGAUAUUCAGGGCAUCUAUCCCCCAUAUGCCGAAAACGGCGGCGCAGUUUGGAGCCGAUUUGCAACAAGCGCUGCAGCCUAUGAUCAUUAAACCGUCUUCUGCUGGCGGUGUGCAGACGUUGCAAGAGACUGUAGCCUGCGCUUGUGCAGUCGUUUCCCAUCUUACCCACGACUUUUUGCGCCUCGUCGCGCUGUUAAAGUCCUGCAAUGCGCGCUUACAGCAGCACAUUGCUAGACCAGUCUCAAAGCCGAUGACGCCUGUGGAAGCCAGGGCGCUCAAUAUACUGGUUUUCCUAGUUGCAUUAUUGGGUGAACAUUGCGACUUCGACCGUGUACGGAGAGAAAAUGAAGCGUUGGCGAUCGAUCUUGAUUCCAUAAGCGAGGGGUCAAUAGUUGAACAUAUAUACCUUAGCUUACUCCAACUCUAUGAGAAGCAUUCGGAUACAGGCCUUCGGGGUCGUCUACUGCAAUGUCUUGGUUUCCUUUUCCGCGCUCAGCCUACACUGAUGACGUUGGAAUCAUCGGCAGCUGUGAUGGAUGCUAUUUUCAAUGCUGCUGAAGAGGAACCCCGUGCUAGGCUGCUGAAGAUUAUUCAGGAUUUUCUCGUCUCCGAGGCUGCCAAGCACUCCACGAAAGAGAAGGAAAAUGCGAGAAUGAGAUUGAAUAAAUCAGAAGUGAACAUGGAGGAACUAAUAGGUAAUACGGAUGGAUUCGCGGACUCCGGUGUCAGUUCGGCGGUGGUUCAGCGAUAUCUGGACCCCAUUCUGCAAGCUGCCCUGUCGCAGAAUGCGCAGGUGCAAGCACCAGCCGUGGAUAUCCUGAGUUUCACUAUCAAGCAGGGUCUUGCACAUCCAUUACAGUCCUUUCCCGUUAUCGUGGCCCUGGAGACUAGUCCGAAUACUUCACUGGCCAGUCGUGCUACUGCACUACAUCAUAUCCUCCACACCAAGCAUGCCUCUCUGCUGAACGCUCGAUAUGUCAUCAGCGCUCGCGCUUCAUUUGACUAUCAGAAGAAGCUGACCCCGGGGCACGUGCAAGGCUUCCGUUUGCAUCCAUCUCCAACCGCCUUACUGCAGCGCUGGUAUUCCCUUGUACGGGAAAAACGAGCUACCAAGCUUGAUUUCCUGAAAGCCCUGACGAAGGUCUUCGACGUACCGGCAUCAUUACAAUGCACGCAGGAUGAAAUCGAGUUCACGCGCUACAUGGCUGAGAAUUUUGCUGCUUUAGAUUUCAAGACCAUCGAGGAGGUGCUCGUAGUGAUCAAGCAUCUGACUUCGGUCCUUUCCACAGCCGGCAUGCAACUAGUGGAAUCGAUAUCGCCCUCGCAUCUGCUAACCCAGCUACGAGGGAACUCACACCUCGAACCUGCGGGUACUGGAGCACCGACGGUAAACACCACUGAAGGACCUUCUAUAGCCCACUCUGUCGCCCCAAUGCCAGAAGAAAAACUCCCCCUCCUCCGCGCCUCCGUCAUGAUUGCCAUGAUUAUGCUUCUCAAGGCCUUUCUGAAAACGUUGUAUGGCUUAUCAGAGGAAAAAUGCUCUAAGUGGGUUCCUGGAAAAAAGAGUGCGUUGGGCGACAAGCCUGCGACCAAGCGGCACGAACAUCCCAUUUCUUGGGACCGUCUUCCCUUUGCUCUCCGGCCGAUUCUCACAUCGGAGGAUAUGGAGAAUCAGCGGGCUCGGUUCCUUGAUAUCUGGAUGGAGGAUGGAGUAACUGCCGAACCCGAAGACGAUUUCUCCUAG
This is a messenger RNA of Gloeophyllum trabeum ATCC 11539, 5136 nucleotides long. RefSeq lists its product as uncharacterized. The coding region runs from base 1 to 5136 and encodes 1711 amino acids. Gene Ontology annotation, biological process: establishment of protein localization to chromatin; establishment of mitotic sister chromatid cohesion; regulation of gene expression. The transcript has 26 exons. Gene Ontology annotation, cellular component: Scc2-Scc4 cohesin loading complex. NCBI's taxonomy places the organism in Eukaryota, Fungi, Basidiomycota, Agaricomycetes, Gloeophyllales, Gloeophyllaceae. The record is from RefSeq and is a predicted model, not a curated record. Gene Ontology annotation, molecular function: chromatin binding.